CUCGGUUGGCUGUUUCUGGAUCCACACCAGCCAGUUUCAGUCUCGUGUCAGCAGCAAGCAGUUGAUCGUCGUCAUGCUUGUGAUCUACGGUGUUGAUACCAAGUGUGCGGUCCAUGCUUCUGCAUGAUCAGCUCCAAAUCAUCCAUGACGGCUACUACGAUUUGUUUAUAAUUUCCGGUUAAUUCUUUGAUUUAUUUACAACAAAGUAUACUGUUCUAUACUUACAAUUUUUGUGAUUUUCCUACUUGUGAUUUCCAUUGAGAUCAAUCAGUUCUUGCCUAAGAGCGAUCUAGAUUCUCGGCUAAUUGGAUGCAGUUCAAGGACUCUGACACUGUCUUUAAAAAAAAUUUUAUUAGCAGUGAUACUUUUCAUUGGAACAGUGGAUCAAUUUAUAAAUAAUUUGAAAGAGACGUUGUUGAUAUUUAGUUGUGACAGAAUGAAGUGAUGAUUCUUUCAUAACAAUUGAAUUUAAUUAUUGCUGUUAAAAAAAAAUAUUGGAGUAUAAAGUGCGUUAAUUAAUGAAGAUCUGUGGAUAAUUUAUAAAACGAAAACAAUAUGAUGCCUGGUAUUAUUUUUUUAUCGUCAAUCUUGAUCGUGAUUUUUGCCGCUGCUAUUUCGGCGGCACCAACACACGGGCAUGCGAUUGUUCCCGCCGCAGAUCAAUGCGACUGGACUGGAAGUGGUGGAGGCGGUCGGGGAGUACGACCAGUUUAUCUCAGAUGCUCGAGAGGCACCGUGUCGUGGCGAUAUCCACGGGGUGCCCUGAGAGUUGUUUUAUCUGGAGGAAAUGAUGGGAGAAGUUUCCGCGGGUGUGUUAAAGCAUCUGGUCCAGCACGAGUUUACCUCGAGGGCAAGGGGACUUUGAGACUUGUUUAUGCCCCCGGUGAUGGCAAACACGAAGCGCUGCAUCGGUGCUUCCAUUCCAGAGGACAAUUGGCAGCGUUGUAUGUCGAGGCGGACGAAACGACCCCGGCUCGUGGUACUGUUAAGUUACGUUACGACUUGGAGCUGGAGCACGUCGACAACGCGGGAAGAAAUGUUAGGAGAGAUGAAGAAGCCGAGUGCAGACCCUGCACUAAAGAAGAACUUGCUGAGACCUACUGCAAGAGUGAUCUUGUUGCUCGCGGGACAGUUAGUGCCGUUGAAAAGAGGCCGGAUCUCAACGCCGCUGAGAUUAUCCUCCGAGUGACUAAAACUCUGAGACGUGUUGAAGAAACUGAGGACAACGAAAUAGAUUCAGGUGACCUUCGACUUCAGAGAGAAAUAAGAGUCAGACUACCGACAGCUUGCGAUGCGCGACAUGGACAGGGAGAAUUUGUGAUAAUGGCUAAGAAAAGACUUGGCGAUCUUACCCUGGCCUGUGCCCCCAGACUCGAAGCCUGGGCCGAAGCUGUCCGCGAACUCCAAAGUGCUCCUUGUUUUCUAAAAAGUUGAAAGAAAAGAAAAGAAAAGAAAAGAAGAAACUAUAGAUAAAAAAAUAAUAAAUUAUUAUUUUAAUCGCCUGUAAAGAGAGUGUAAAUAAUUAUAUAUUAAUAUUUUUUUGUGUGUACAUACUAGAGUAUCUUGAGAAUAAGUCGUCGAUCUCCAAACUGUGAUAUUGAUUUGUAAGAAGAAAUUUAAAGAGAUGGAUUUAUGAUCGUAUAUAUUUGCUUGUAUAAUAAAAAUAAAAUUAAAACUUAUUAUUAAUUUAAAUAAUUA
Molecule: messenger RNA, 1698 nt
Organism: Microplitis mediator
Lineage: Eukaryota; Metazoa; Arthropoda; Insecta; Hymenoptera; Braconidae
Gene: Metrn
Product: meteorin-like protein
Exons: 3
Coding region: 556-1434 (292 amino acids)
Molecular function (GO): hormone activity
Source: RefSeq, a predicted model, not a curated record